Molecule: messenger RNA, 1228 nt
Organism: Agrilus planipennis (emerald ash borer)
Lineage: Eukaryota; Metazoa; Arthropoda; Insecta; Coleoptera; Buprestidae
Product: PITH domain-containing protein GA19395
Exons: 5
Coding region: 202-831 (209 amino acids)
Cellular component (GO): nucleus
Source: RefSeq, a predicted model, not a curated record
UAUGUUUAAUACAGAUUCAAAUUUUAGGUUAUAAACGGUUAAAAAUCACUAAAAGGUUAUUAAAAUUACACAAAAGUGCGAAAAUUUGUUUAAUUCUUCUCUAACUACUACAUAUAUUCUUGUAAAUUGCUAAAACGAAUAAGUAAUGAAGUAAGACGUUUUCAUAAAGACAACAAAUCAGCAAUAAAUAUUUAAUAUCUAAUGGCUCCACAUGGACGUUCUGGACAUAGCUGUGAGGGUGAUCAUGACCACCAUGAGACCCCUGAAAUGGGUAUACAGUAUGGUUUAUAUACCAAGAUUGAUAAAGAGAACUUGGAAUGCUUAAAUGAGUCCAUAGAAAACUCAGGUAAAAAAGUAUUCAAGCCAUGGGAGGAAAGACUUAACUUUACAGAGUAUGUUGAAUCUGAUGCUGAUGAAGAACUUCUUUUUAAUAUACCAUUUACUGGAAAUAUUAAACUGAAGGGUAUUGUGGUUAUUGGUGAAGAUUCUGCAUCUCAUCCUUCUAAGAUGAGAUUAUUUAAAAAUCGACCUCACAUGACAUUUGAUGAUGUAGGUGCCACACCUGAGCAGGAAUUUGAUCUGCAAAUUGAUUCACAAGGCUCUUUAGAAUACUCACCAAGAGUUGUGACAUUUAAUACAGUUUACCACCUUUCAAUUCAUUUUCCAACGAAUUUUGGUUCUGAUAAAACCAGAAUUUAUUACAUUGGUUUGAAAGGAGAAUUUUCUGAGGGACAUAGGCACGGUGUCACAUUGUGCACAUAUGAAGCUACACCAAAUGUUAUGGACCAUAAGAAUGUAUUAGAGGAUCAUGUUUCUUACAGAGUUCAGUGAAAUGUCUUACAACUUUAAAUUAUUUAAUUAUUCUUUUUUUUUUAUAAAUUCGAAACAUGCUUGAGAUAAUUGCUGAGUUAAUAAGUGAUCAGUUUGUAAGCUGUAAAUUUAAUGCAGAGAUUGGUACUGAUUCAGCCUAAAAAUAUUAGAUUAAAAGAAAGUCAAUAAGAGUAUGAAAAUGGCUUUGUAACACUUUUCUGUUGUAUUUUUCUCUAUUUUCUUUAAGUUCUAAUAAAUUCCAUAUUUUUACUAAACCUUUCACCCAGAUGGACAAUUGAAAAAUAAAAUAAAAUGGUAAUUAGCACUUAUAAAUUUAAAAACAAAUUCCAAAUUACAUUUUCUUUUUAUACUAUUCUACCCCCCAAUAUCAUCAUACAAAUGCAUGAGUAGACAAUCU